Molecule: messenger RNA, 810 nt
Organism: Cyphellophora europaea CBS 101466
Lineage: Eukaryota; Fungi; Ascomycota; Eurotiomycetes; Chaetothyriales; Cyphellophoraceae
Exons: 2
Coding region: 1-810 (269 amino acids)
Source: RefSeq, a predicted model, not a curated record
AUGGGUUCUAUUGCGCCAACAACGAUGGGCUCACGCCCGAUCCUGGGUCUUAUCGCGUCUGAGAUGAACAUCCACCGGGCACCAGGAGACAUUGGUAACCGAAGGACGUUCGACUUUCCGGUAAUUCAGACGGAGAUCAAAGGUGCACUUCUUGUGUCUAUGGUGACCGACGAAGAGCAUGACGAUGAGAUGGUCGAUGCAUUCGUGGAGGCGGGCAAUCGUCUCAUUGAACAAGGAGCAAUAGGCUUGGUCACGAGCUGUGGGUUCUGGGCCAUAUCACAGAAGAAGCUUUCGCAACGGCUCUCUGUACCAGUCGCCACAUCCUCGCUGCUACAAGUCCCCAUGAUACGCACUAUCAUUCGGCCGGACCAAGGUAUCGGCAUCCUGACUUUCGACAGCGAGCGGCUGAAUUUCAACCACUUGAAGGCUGUCGGUCUGCACGAUUUCGAAAACAUAUACAUCAGUGGACCACCGAAGGAGGGCAGGAUGAAGCAUACCCUUCGCGAUGGCAUUCCCUACGAUCUGGAAGCGCUUACAGAAGAAGUGGUCCAGACUGCAAAGGAGCUGAUCGCAAAGCAACCACACAUCGGUGCCAUUCUACUAGAGUGCACACAGUUCCCUCCGUUCGCGAACGCGGUGCAGAAAGCUACAGGCCUGCCAGUGUGGGAUGUCACCACUUUGGCCAAUUGGUUCUACGCUGGGCUGGUCAGUAAGCCUCAACCGGUCAUGACCAAAGAAGAGGUCCUAGAUGCCAGCCUGGAGAGACCACGCAGCGACCGUGAGAAGAUGGAGAAGCAAAUACGGCAGUAA